GCGGUCGCUAAAACUCACCGUUCGUCCUUUUGCGCGAGCGUGUGCGUGCGAGUAUCUGUGUGUGCGUCGGUGUGCAGGAUUUAAUACCUAAAACAAACAGUUGAUUUGACCUCCAGCCGAUUAGUAAAAUACACAAAGUUACCGGAAUAAUAAACACGCUUUGAAGCGAACGCCCCAGAAGAUUGAAAAAAGAGAAGCAUAAGACACCUUUGAAAAUUCGAAUUUCCCCGGAGAAACUCCCUCUCAAUAUUAACUCAAGCUCAAGACAUCAAAAAGGGAUAUUAAUUGCUGUGCGUAAACAUUCGGAGCUUGGAUCCUGGCAAAUAAGGCGUGCGGAAAAGCCCCACUCAUUGAGUCCGCGUGGCAUGCAACCGUGUAGUCCAGCGGGAGAAGUCGCCAUGAUGCCGCCGUCGAAGAGUCCCGUGAUGGAGAGCGCCGCCUCCGACCAGAAUCCCGCCCAGCAGAGCAGUCAGCAGGACGAGCAGAGUGCCAAGCGGGCGUGCCCCUUGAAGUUUUCGAUAGCCAAGAUCAUGGAGCCGGAUCACCGACCCAGUCAGGUGUCGCAACCACCUCCAAUCCCCUACCCCAGUAACGAUGACGACGAGGAUGAGGAUCCCGAAAUCGAUGCGGAUUCGGAGCGCUCUUGCAGCCCCAUUGAAGUGAUCAGCUUGGAUCAUUCGCCCACCACGACGGUGAACUAUGAUUCCGCUUUCAAGAAGUAUGUGCCGGGUGCCUGCUCGGGCGCCAGUUCAUCGGUGGCCUCGCCACCGAGCACCGCUGCAGUGCAGCAAUUUGUGAGCUCCCGCCACCAGGAGCUGCUCUCCCAGUACCCGCUGCUGUACUAUGCACCCAACCAGCUGAUGUGCGCCGCAGCCGCCGCCCAAUACGCGGCCUUGACCGCCCAGCAACAGUCGCUGGCCAGUGCCGCCCACCUGAGCAGCUUCACCGCCUCCCUGAAUGCCAGUCUGCAUCACUCGCAGUCGCUGCGCAGGAACCUUGGCCAUCCCCUGGCCGCCGCAGCUGCUGCGGCUGCAGUGGCUCAAUCAGCGGUGCCCAAUCUUCAACAGACUCUGGAGAAGUCACCGGUGGCCCAGAGGACUGCCCAAGGUUCGGGAUUGCAGGGCAACCUGAAGAGAAAGCGAUCGCCGCAGGAGCAGGGAUCUGGUGAGGUGACACCACCGCCGCCGGCAUCGACUGCCACAUCGUCGGCUGGUGGAGCACGAUCGCGGUCUCCCUCGCCCCAGGGGUCCAUCGAGGACAGCAGUCCCGGAUCGGCGAGUGGCGGCAAGCCCAAGACCUUCUCCUGCCUGGAAUGCGGCAAGGUGUUCAAUGCCCACUACAAUCUCACCCGCCACAUGCCCGUUCACACGGGAGCCCGGCCGUUUGUGUGCAAGGUGUGCGGCAAGGGAUUCCGCCAGGCCUCCACUCUGUGCCGGCACAAGAUCAUCCAUACGUCGGAGAAGCCGCACAAGUGCCAGACCUGCGGCAAGGCCUUCAAUCGCUCCUCCACGCUCAACACCCACUCGCGCAUCCAUGCCGGCUACAAGCCCUUCGUCUGCGAGUACUGCGGCAAGGGAUUCCACCAGAAGGGCAACUACAAGAACCACAAGCUGACGCACAGCGGCGAGAAGGCCUACAAGUGCAGCAUCUGCAACAAGGCCUUCCAUCAGGUGUACAACCUCACCUUCCACAUGCACACCCAUAACGACAAGAAACCGUAUACUUGCCGCGUGUGUGCCAAGGGAUUCUGCCGGAACUUUGAUCUCAAGAAGCACAUGCGCAAGCUGCACGAGAUUGGCGGCGAUCUGGAUGAUCUGGACAUGCCAUCGAGCUAUGACAGGAGGAGGGAGUACACCCGCCGCGAGCCCCUCUCCUCGGGCUAUGGCCAGGCCUCGGGGCAACUGACGCCGGACUCCAGUUCUGGCAGUAUGUCGCCCCCCAUCAAUGUGACCACUCCGCCACUCUCCAGCGGGGAGACAAGCAAUCCCGCCUGGCCCAGGUCCUCCGCCUCCCAGUACCCGGCGGGUGGUUUCCACCACCAGUUGGGCGUGGCGCCACCACAUGAUUAUCCCAGUGGCUCCGCCUUCCUGCACCUCCAGCCCCAGCAGCCGCAUCAGCCAAAUCCGCAUCAUCAUCACCAGCAGCAGCAGCAGCAGCAGCAGCAACAGCAGCAGCAGAGGCUCUCGGAGACCUUCAUAGCCAAGGUGUUUUGACAGCGAUACUACGCGGACAGCUUGAACAGCUCCACGGGCUCGACCUCGAUGACCAGCUCCACGGUGACCACCACCACCACGACCAUAUCCUCCAUGGCCACCACGAGGAGUGAUCUGCUGAUCGACUGACUGCAGUUUGUGGCAGCGGCAGCCGCUGCUAGCAACUCGAGCUCCGGGCAGGAUCCCGGCGAGUCUCCAUCCCCGGAACUGGGAUGUACAGCCCUGGGCAGUGCGGUCCGGGCUUUGAAUGGGCUGCUGUAAGGCAGCCGAAGGACUCUGAACCCACCUCUAUCCACCCCGAAGAAUCUCAACCUCAACCGCCAACCAAAUGGUUUCAACUUGUGCAAUACCCUCCCACUCAGAAGAUGAUGAUGAACCGCUCAACGCAUUUCUCCAACCCACAAAUUGUACAUAGUGUAUGCCUAAGAAGUCCCUUUUACGCAAAUCUCUCGAUGUAUAGCUGUAGUAAAAGGAUUUAACUAGUUAGUCACGAAUGUGUAGGGCUCUGAGUUCUGUGUAGAUCGGCUACACAGUUCCUCUAGAGCACGUUUCGGCGUAGGCUACGAUGUUUUUGGCUUUGUGUUAGAGCUUUUCUGGGGUCUGUCAACCGAAAUACGUAAAUGUAUCUUAGAGUUGUACUAGAUAUCUGUACUGUACGUCUGUAUGUAUCCCUAAGUGUCUGUGUAAUCCAACGCAAAAGUAACGACAUUGAGUAACAUUUUAACAAUGACCGAUGAAUGCAUUGAAUUUGUUUAGGACUUAAGUGAUAUUAUUGAUAAUGU
Messenger RNA from Drosophila biarmipes, 2995 nucleotides. Its product is annotated as fez family zinc finger protein erm. The coding region runs from base 366 to 2213 and encodes 615 amino acids. Lineage: Eukaryota; Metazoa; Arthropoda; Insecta; Diptera; Drosophilidae. The transcript has 2 exons. The record is from RefSeq and is a predicted model, not a curated record. Gene Ontology annotation, cellular component: nucleus.